Clarias gariepinus (North African catfish) is the source of this 2043-nucleotide messenger RNA. Its product is annotated as deoxynucleoside triphosphate triphosphohydrolase SAMHD1-like. Gene Ontology annotation, cellular component: nucleus. The coding region runs from base 1 to 1992 and encodes 663 amino acids. The transcript is spliced from 14 exons. NCBI's taxonomy places the organism in Eukaryota, Metazoa, Chordata, Actinopteri, Siluriformes, Clariidae. The record is from RefSeq and is a predicted model, not a curated record. Gene Ontology annotation, molecular function: dGTPase activity. Gene Ontology annotation, biological process: regulation of innate immune response; defense response to virus; dGTP catabolic process.
AUGGUGGUGGCACAGGCACCACUGCUUAGGAAGGUUGGGGACCUCCACCUGGAUGUGGAUGGCUGUUCCAUCACUCCAUCCCCUGAAGUCUGCAAUCUGGGCAUCAUUCUGGAUCCUACUCUAUCAUUUCAGUCCCACGUCAAAAGAAUUACCAAAUCUGCCUUCUAUCACCUAAGGAAUAUCUCCAGACUCAGGCCCUCACUCUCUGUUUCAGUAAAAGAGACCCUCAUCCACUCUUUCAUCUCCUCCCGUCUGGACUAUUGCAAUGCCAUCUUGUCAGGUCUGCCAAACAAAGCCCUGGAUAGACUGCAAUACAUCCAGAAUGCUGCUGCAAGGGUUCUAACAGGCACUAGGCCCUGGCACCACAUCACUCCCAUUCUCAAACAGCUUCACUGGCUUCCCAUCAAAUCCCGCAUUAGUUACAAAGUCCUCCUCCUCACCUACAAAUCUCUCCAUGGACUGGCUCCCCACUACCUUACUGACUUCCUCCACCCCUACACCCCUCUGAGGUCCCUGUGGUCCUCUUCCAAGGGCCAGCUGAUCGUCCCCCGCAGCAGACUCAAGACCUUUGGCGACAGAGCCUUUCAUGUGUUUAAUGACCCGAUCCACGGUCACAUUGAGCUGCACCCCCUGCUGGUGAAGAUCAUCGACACUCCUCAGUUCCAGAGACUGCGGAACAUUAAACAGCUGGGAGGAGCGUACUUUGUGUUUCCUGGAGCUUCACACAACCGCUUUGAACACUCUUUAGGUGUGGCGUAUUUAGCAGGCCGUCUCGUUCAAACUCUAAAGAAAAGACAGCCCGAGCUCAACAUUACAGAGCAAGAUGUCCUGUGUGUUCAGAUCGCUGGCUUGUGCCAUGACUUAGGUCAUGGACCAUUUUCUCAUCUGUUCGAUGGCAUGUUUAUCCCAAAGGUUCGUCCUAAAUUAACCUGGAAGCAUGAGACCGCAUCUGUGAAAAUGUUUGAUCACCUGGUGAAGGAAAAUAAUCUGAAGCCUGUGAUGGAGAAGUAUGGUCUUUCUCUACCUGCAGACCUUAUAUUUAUCAAAGAACAAAUCAACCCACAGGGCGAUGACACCAACGAAGAUGGGUUUAAAGGCAGAACUGAGGAAAAGAGGUUCCUUUAUGAGAUUGUCGCAAAUAAAAGAACUGGUAUUGAUGUGGACAAGUGGGAUUAUUUUGCCAGAGACUCGUAUCACCUGGGCAUCCCAAGCAGCACAGAUCACCGCCGGUUCCUCAAAUUUGUCCGAGUGUGUGAAGUUGAGGGAAAGAACAUUAUCUGCGCCAGAGACAAGGAAGUCUAUGAUUUAUAUGAAAUCUUUCAAACAAGACAAUCCCUACAUCGCAGAGCCUAUCAGCACAGAGUGACCAAGAUUAUUGAGGAAAUGAUAACAGAAGCCUUGGUGGAGGCUGAUCCUUAUCCUCUGAUUGAGGGUUCUGAUGGAAAAAAGAAGCGCAUGUCAGAAGCCAUAGAUGACAUGGAGGCCUACACCAAACUCACAGAUCACAUUUUUGAGCAGAUCCUGUACUCUUCUUAUGAUGGCCUGAAACCGUCUCGGUCCAUCCUGAGGAACAUUCUGUGCAGACGCCUGUAUGUGUUUGUGGGACAGGCAAAACCAAAGAUACCCACCAUGGAGUCAAAGGAAUGGCCAAAGGAGUUGGCUGAGUCCAAACCUGCCAGCAUCCAGGUGGAAAUGAAGCCUGAAGACUUUGUAGUGAGAGUAUUUAGUAUAGACUAUGGCAAGAAGGACAAAACCCCCAUAGACAAGGCCUAUUUCUACAGAAAGAACAACCCCACCAAAGCCAUUCCCAUUCCCAAGGAUAUGGUGUCCAACAUGCUGCCUGACAAAUUUUCUGAUAUGUACAUCAGUGUUUACUACAAAGAUGCAAAGAAACUGGAUGCUGCAAAGAAAUGUUUUAAGGAGUGGUGUAGGAAUAAGGACUUUACAUGUCAGGAUGCUGAUGACACGGCAGUGGAGGGAGAGAUACUGUAGGUGGCUAUGCUGUGAUGUAAGUGUAGAAGUGGUCCCUGAACAUUCUAACCC